GGCCUGUGGAUUGUAUAUCGAAGUAAGUGCAAGUAGAGAGCUCCCCCCUAACGUCGUCUUCACGCACUCGAUAUCUUGGCCCCUCGCUGACUGCCAACAUGUAUAGACUAACGACUAUCUUGAUCACGCUAUGCACGAUUUUCUUCACCGUUCUGGCUGCGCCAUUACGGCUCGAUAGAACUACGACAGAAUCACUUGAAAAGCGCAUCACACACUCAGGCGAGGGUACCUGGUUUGAAGUUGGCACAGGAGCCUGCGGAUAUACGGAUACAGAUAGUGAUCCAAUAGUCGCUAUAUCUGCCGAGAUAUAUGACAGUGGAGGAAACUGCAAUCAGUGGAUCCACAUCACCAACACCGACAACGGACAGAGCGCGUAUGGGAAGACGCGUGACGAAUGCGAGUCUUGUGGCUCAGGUAGCCUAGACAUGUCUCCUGGCCUGUUUGAAGAACUAAGCACACUCGACACCGGUGAAAUCCCAAUUUCAUGGCACUUUAUGAGUAAGGACUGGUCGCCUUAACUGCGCGCCAUCCUGUAUUACAAAUCUUACUUCGGGUACAUGAUUUCCUUACGGUUUCCAUCACGACUCUUUAGAUUAUAGACGACAAAUCCUCCUCGUCAGGAAGGGGAUCAAGAUUCAGGAUCUUUUGUAUCAUUUCAUAACGUUUCUGUCGCGCUCUAUCACUUACAGUAAAUGCCAGGCCCUAGAAGCCUAAGUAUACCACUUUUCUUGACCGCAGUAUGCGCUCCGUGUUGUUUUUAGUAAUCCGAUUGGCAUCUGAUCUUAUUAUUAGCACCCA
Molecule: messenger RNA, 798 nt
Organism: Suillus discolor
Lineage: Eukaryota; Fungi; Basidiomycota; Agaricomycetes; Boletales; Suillaceae
Product: RlpA-like double-psi beta-barrel-protein domain-containing protein-containing protein
Exons: 4
Coding region: 99-518 (139 amino acids)
Source: RefSeq, a predicted model, not a curated record